Zonotrichia leucophrys gambelii is the source of this 5894-nucleotide messenger RNA. It is a transcript of the gene SPOCK1, whose product is annotated as SPARC (osteonectin), cwcv and kazal like domains proteoglycan 1. The record is from RefSeq and is a predicted model, not a curated record. The coding region runs from base 291 to 1598 and encodes 435 amino acids. Gene Ontology annotation, biological process: anatomical structure development. The transcript is spliced from 11 exons. Lineage: Eukaryota; Metazoa; Chordata; Aves; Passeriformes; Passerellidae. Gene Ontology annotation, molecular function: protein binding; calcium ion binding; extracellular matrix binding.
GCGCCCGCCCCGCGCGCACCCGCAACACGGACACGGCGGGCUCGGGACGCGCCACGGGCAGCGGCUCCGCGCGGGCUCCGACACAGACACGCAAACACACAGACAGACAGACACACAGACAGCAGCACCGCCACAGCACAGACACAGACACAGAGCGCAGCGGCACCGCGGCACCGCACGCAGCUCAGCGGCACCGCGCAGGGCUCGGGCGCAGCGCAGCGCGGCACCAGCAGCGGGAGGAGGACGAGCGGCGCACGGUGCUGGAGCCCGGCCGGCGGCACUGCCCGGAGAUGUCGGGGGUGCUGGUGAUCGCUGCCUGGUGCUUCCUGCAAGUGGAGAGCCGGCAUCCUGAAAUCAUCACGAGUAACAGCAAUCAUGGCAAUUUCCUGGACAACGACAAAUGGCUGAGCACCGUCUCGCAGUACGAUAAAGACAAGUACUGGAACAAAUUCCGGGAUGAUGAUUAUUUCAGAAACUGGAAUCCAAACAAGCCGUUUGAUCAAGCCCUUGAUCCAUCCAAAGAUCCCUGCCUGAAGGUGAAGUGCAGCCCACACAAAGUGUGUGUCACCCACGACUACGAGACCGCGAUUUGCAUGAGCCGCAAGCAGCUGGUGCACAGCCUUCGACAAAAGAAAGGCAACUUGGCCCAGAAGCACUGGGCUGGAGCAGCCAACGUGGCCAAGUGCAAACCCUGCCCCGUGGCACAUGCCAGCGCUGUCUGCGGCUCCGACGGACACACCUACAGCAGCCAGUGCAAGAUGGAGUUCCAUGCCUGUACUUCUGGUAAAACCAUCACAGCUCGAUGUGAAGGGCCCUGCCCCUGCCUGCCAGGACCUGAAAGUUUAAAACACAAGACAGAGAAAACUGCUUGCACAGACAAGGAGCUGAGGAGUCUGGCCUCGAGGCUGAAGGACUGGUUUGGAGCCCUGCACGAGGAUGCCAAUCGUGUCAUCAAACCCACGAGCUCGGAGACAGCACAAGGCAGAUUUGACACCAGCAUCCUACCAAUCUGUAAGGAUUCCUUAGGCUGGAUGUUCAACAAGCUCGACAUGAACUAUGACCUGCUGCUGGAUCCCUCGGAGAUCAGUGCCAUUUACCUGGACAAGUACGAGCCGUGUGUCAAACCGCUCUUCAACUCCUGCGACUCCUUCAAGGACGGGAAGCUUUCCAACAACGAGUGGUGCUACUGCUUCCAGAAGCCAGGAGGUCUUCCUUGCCAGAAUGAAAUGAAUAGAAUUCAAAAGCUAAGUAGAGGCAAGAGUCUGUUGGGUGCUUUCAUCCCCCGCUGCAAUGAGGAAGGUUAUUACAAAGCCACGCAGUGCCAUGGCAGCACGGGGCAGUGCUGGUGUGUUGAUAAGUAUGGCAAUGAGAUAGCUGGCUCCAGAAAGCAAGGCACAGUCAGCUGUGAAGAAGAGCAAGAAACCUCAGGGGAUUUUGGCAGUGGUGGAUCUGUUGUAUUGUUGGAUGAUUUGGAAGAGGAACCUGAAGCAACAAAAAAAGACAAAGAAGGGAAACUGAAGAUUCAUGUAAGAGCAGCUAAUGAAGAUGAUGAAGAUGAAGAUGAUGAUAAGGAUGAUGAAAUUGGUUAUAUAUGGUAGUGCCCAUCAUGAUGAGGACUCACGUUUUGCACAAUAUUGCAACUCACAUCAUAUCUCUGCAAUUGUAUCUGAGAGUACCUGGCACAAAAAUUCCCUCUCUACUGAGUUUAAUUUUGUAUAGCCAAUUUAAUUUGGAUGACAACUUUUUUUUUCCAGCAAAGGACUGUUUGGAAUACAGCUUUUGUUCAGUUGGUUUGGGGGAUUUUUGUUCUAUCCACAGGGGCAAUCAGUUUUGUUUCAAAACCAUUUCGUGUCUUAAUCCUCAUUUGCACCACUUAUGAAAUCCAUCUUGUGAAGGAAUCCUGGAAAGGGCUCAAAAAAAAAAAAACAAUACAAAGGCUUAGAAGCCCCUCUCAUGUCAGAGAAUUUGUGACAUAAAUUGUUACCUGGAUCAUAUGAGAAAAAUAUUUUUCUUUCAUGAAGAAGGAAAAGUAGGUGCCUCGUUUUCCAGUAUGUAUUUAUAAUGUCCCAGUGAAGAGUAAGUAUCUUUGGACAGUGGCUGCCCAGUACCAGGGGUUUAAUCCAGAGGAAAACCCAGGACUGUCAGGACUUUCCCUGAGCAUGAGUCAACAGGUUUAGUCCAGCUCACACUGAAGGCAAAACUCCCACCAGGGCAGAAUCAGCUCACUGACACUUUAUUUGAUAAAGGAACAGGACCUUCUUGAUCUUAAGAGAUGCUGCAGCUGUCCUGGACCAAGGGUGUUUAAGGGGAGAGCAUCUGGUGAAUUUGUAGCACCAUAAGCACCCCCAGAGCUGUUCCUCAUCUGCUCAUUUGCACCAGGAGGGUCCCUGAUAACACACAGGCAGCUCUGCUCCAGCUCACACACCUCAGAGCUCUCUGUUCUCCACUGAGCAGCCCUCCUCCCAAAGCCAGAAUGCUGCCCAAGACACCAGCCCUCAAAAGGAACUGUCCCUUAUUUCAUACAGAUACCUGUUCAAAAAAGCAGCUUUAGGUGGUGAUAUUGCAAAAGCAAAACCCCUUGGCUCAGUGUGGCUGCACACUUGUAAUGCACACUCCUGAAAGAGAAUAGAAUUAAAAUCCAAUCUGUGAUUCCCUCAAUACCUCCCAUAUAUUCAAAGCUCUUGUAUCAGAGCAUAUUGACAUUACAUUAUUUGCAGUGUCCUUUCCCAUGGCAGUUCUCAGAUGCAGUAAUGUGCUGUGGUGAUCUUUUAUUGUUUUUUGCUGUUUUGUGAAGCAGUGAGAGGAACCUUAACCCCACUCUUGCAGUAGGAUGCAGGUGUAAGUAUUUUAGCAGAGCCUGUGGUUGGCCAGUGAGUUAUUCUGCAGAAUGAAAAAUGUGUUUUUUAUAACAAAAACUAAUUAGAUUUUUUUUUCUGAGUUAAUGGUGGAUAUAGAGUUGGAGACAGCAUUGAGUCACAACAUGGUUGUCUACAUAGUUAGUUGAAAGCUGGAAAAUACCACACAGGUUGGCAGAAGUCAGUUUUUAGGUACAUUGGCUUGGGGAUGUUGGCUCUCAGCCCUCUCCAAAGCCAGUGCCUGCCUGGCAGCCCUCUGGGUAGGACCUCUGCUUUCAGAUGUGAUCAGAAGUGGAAUUCCUUUUAGGUACCAUGUGCUGCAGGGGCUCUCCUGUUUUCUCCUCUUUUAUUUCCUAUUUAUCCAGAUCAAUGACCUGAGAACAAAGAGCAAGCCUACAUAAUCAUUAUUAAUGCAGAAGGAUGUGUAAAACCAUGAGGAAUUUGUUGUUUCACGCCCCUGCAUCCUCCCAAAAAUCUGCCAUCACAGUCAUUUGCAAAAGGCCUGCAAUCUGCCCUGCCUCAAAUAAAUCCCUUUGGUUUUCCCAUAGCUUUAGAAAAAUAUAUUUAAUAAUCAUUUUCCAUGAGCUGCACCACACACAGACACAUAUGCACACUUUUUUUAUUUGCCUUUCACAGAAAUCCUGCCAACUUGCAGGAGGAGCAGAUAACCCAGCAUUUCUGUCUCCCUAAAUAUGAUUUUGUGAGAAGCAAUUGAACAGUCAGUAGGUUCCUUCUCAAACAUCCUGUCUAGUUUUCCUCUGGUAUUUUCUUGAUUAACCCCACACUCUCUGGGCCUGGCUGUGCUGUCCUGUGCAAGACCUGCCUGAGGCACAGAGCUGCCAUUUCAUUCUGCCAUAAGUCUGAGCUCCACAAUCAGCAGAUUAUGCUGAUCCUCCUGGCUGGACUCAUUCUCCACACAGAGCCAGGGGAUUUUUGGCAGUCCUGUGUCCCUCCAACACAGAUUAUCCUGGGCUGUGCCUUCCAUCAAAGGUCACAGAGCAAAUCCCUUCUCCUGCCCAGGGCAAAGCCUGGCACUCUGAGCCCUUGCAGGCAGUACCAGGUCUGAGGCUGCAGGGGGCUGUGUCCCGUGUAAACAUGCAAAAUGGUUAAAUUAAAGCUGUUAAAUAAACCUUUAAAAGGGAAUGUGAACAUCUUUGAGGUUACAUGUGCAGACAUGGCAGCACCACCCACUGGUGGUCUCCUGGCUGUGAUCUUUUACAUGAGAUGCUUCCAAGUCAGAGCUGGAAUUAUAAAUCAGAGCUUUAUAUCUAACUGUAAACCAAUUACUGUUUCUCAGACUCACCAGCUCAAACAUGGAGUGGUGAAAUAGCCCCAGUGAAACAGCUCCAUGCCCAGCACAGCCUGUGAAGGGUUGGCUGGCUCAGGUGGCCUCUGGUAGCUCAUCCCCAGCACCCAGAAACACACACAGACACACACAAACUGUUGUAGGCAUGCUGGCCUGGAUGCAGGCACACCCCCCCACUCUCCAGUCACCUCUUUGACUCAUGCAAGUGUUCUUCUGGCUCCAGCCAGAGUGGGAAAUGUGCCAUUUAUGGGCUGGGGCAGCUGGGCAGGGCAGCUGUGCCCAAUCCCAGGGUCCAGCCAGGCAGGAGCUUGCUUGGAAGGGCAGCUCAGAGUCUGGAUUGCUUUGAGAGAAAGUUCCCAAAUCCUGCAAAGAUAUUUAACAAAGCCCUUUUGUGAUCCACUGGCAUCCUCCCAUGGUGGGGACCUGCAGCCUAUAUAUACACAUGUAUAUCUCAGUGUGACUGUAUAUAUGCAUUUAUGCACAAAUAUGUGUGUGCAUAUGUGUAUGUGUGUGUGUGUCCAGUUUGGGGAGAUGCAUUAAGAAAAUCUUCUAUUUAAUGAAAUAGUGAUAAAGAAACCAGCAAUUCUACCAAGAAUCAGUGCUCCUCCAGAUCAAGCCCCUUCCAUUUUUCAUGCUUUGUAAAGGAUUUAAUUUGCUUCAAAGUUAAUUUAAUUCAAUUCCUUUCUUUUUCUUUUUCCUUUUCCUUUUUUUUUUUUUUAAGCAAGACUUACUUCCCAUCUGAAUCAAGUCAGUGACCUUCCAAACAUUUUCUCAUUGUCAAAAAUGGAAUCUGAGUUGUCCCAUUCUUUUAGAGACACAAACCAAAUGGAAUCAGAGUUGUCUCAUUCUUUUAGAAACACAAACCAAUUUUUAAUCUCAUUUUCUUUUCAAAUUACAGUCUAUGAGGUACUGUUAGGCAUUGCUUUAUGUUCCUUUUAACUAGUGUAGUUAAAUCAAAAUGUUGAGUUCAGAUUUCAGCACAGCUGGACUUUUUUUGGUCAUUACUGGCCUUUGCUGUGAACACAAAGAAUCCUCUUUAUUUAGUUUGCCUUUUUUUUAAGCUAUUCUGUACUAUUAUUUUUAACCAUUUGAACUGUUUAUUUAAUAUUUAUUCUACAGUUUAUAUUGAAGAUGUAAAGUUUAUAUUUAAAACAACACUGUUUGUUAGUGAAUGCUUCUCUUUGCCUCCCCAGCCUAGUCUGUUAGUCUCAGUGUACAUUUCUGGCAUGGGAAUAUUUUGAUAUUAGGAGUUUUGUAGCCUUUUCUCCCUCAAGCAGCAACUGAUGUAGAUCUAAGGUCAGCACCUGACCCAGCCCAGGCCGCUCGAGCUUCGCUCCCUCCAUUUGUUGGCUUCCCUGCAGCCCCUCCUGUGUCCCACCCUGCCACCCACAGACUGCCUUGUACAGUUCCUACACAUCAAAAAGCCCUUUCUACAGUAGGUGGGUUCUGGUCUUUUUAUACUUUUCUCAAUGCUGUUGAUGUCUGUUACUGUUCAAUGUGUAGAUCUGUAAGGAGAGAUCCAAAUAUUUCGUGUUUCAGUUCGAUGUCCCUACUGUAGAUGGAUGUAGACUAUCAUAGUAAGUAGAACUGCAUAGUAAAUUCUGAAUGCUUUUUCCAUAAGGAGUUAAGUGGAAUGUGAGCAUUUUGCUACCUUUGGUUAACUGUAAAUGCUUAACUGUAGUCUGAAAUAGUUGCAUUUUUGUCUGUCUCAAUAAAUUUUAAUUUGUCUGCGA